AUGUCAUCAAGUUACCCUUCCGGCGGUCUUGGGAUACAAAAAAAAAAAAACCCUCCCAAAAAAAGUGUUCCCUGAAAUCUGAGGUGAUCAUGAUGUGUGUGAGCGACACUCGUAAUGCUCGUGUUUCUGUCCCCCAGGAGGAGUGAGAGGUGCUGACCAUACUAUUCUGUCUCCAUGUUGAGAGAGGUAAUUCACUGAAUGGCCUCACACAUAGACACCUAUUGCUAUAAAAGAGGCACCAUGAGGACAUGACAUGAGAGCAUCCUACUAAUUUGGUAUUAAGAAACUUCAACAUCAACUUGUUUGGUGCUGUUCAUAAACGCGUCUUUUAGCUUGAUUUUAGAUGUUGGUCUCACCACAUCUACUUUUGCACGUAGGAAUAUACAUUUUUUUUUCGGGCAUUCUUCAUCAAACCCUAAACCCUUCCCAUCAUGAUUCUGGCAGACUCAUUGUCGUGAUUCCUCGCUUCCUCCCAAUACACGGUUCCCUUAGACCUGCCCCAUUUUCAAAUAGAUCUUCAUCAACAUUACUUAGUUGUAGUUUUACUCUCAGCAUAAGGAGAUUGCCGUUUGUGUUCUCCUCGAAGGAGAUUACAACUGAAUUAGUACUGUGAUAGUACUCAAACUGAGUUCACCUACUGGUGCGCCAAGUUGUUUACAUGAUUUGUUGAGUUUAUACGCUGGGCGCUGAAUUUCUCGCGAUACAACUACGUUCUUGGUUUACGUACGAACAGUUGUUGAGAGCAUUAAUAUGAGUGCACAUAAUUAGCACAGAAUCCUUUCCCACUGAUUCACUGAUUUCCACAUGUUGGUCUUCCACCUUGUCCCAUAAAAAUCACCAACUACAACAAACAUUUCUUGUACAUCUUCAACGAGCAAACGUCGACCGAACAAAACGAAAAGAUCUGUUGUCGUCUGAAUUUGGUGCUGUGUAGUUGUCAGUUUCCAACACCUACCUAUUUGGAUACAGAAGAGCACAGUAUGGCGCGUUCAUCAACAGCUUCUGAGCAGGAAGCCCCGCCUCCAGGUGGUCCAGUGGGCCGCCAGGGUUUCGAAGGCACAUCAACGAAUGCAAAUCCGUUUCAUCCUCGAACGAAGUCGGGGAUGAAGAUCGAGGAUCAAACAGAUUUGCAUUUAGGCGACGCGGCCAGGGUGUUUGACUAUGCCAUCGCGGAAUUGGAACGCGCCUUCGAGUCGCGUCCGGUGCCCACCGGCUUCGCCAAGCACGACUACAUGCGCUUUCUGCGCGCGCGGAAGGGCGACGUGGACGCCGCGGCCCAGCAAAUCGAAAACUACGUAAAUUGGAAAACAAGGGUUGGCGUCAAGACCGACAUGUACGAAGAAACAAAUAGAGCAACAUCGUCCACCUCGUCGUCAACAACCCAACAUGCAACAUCCACAACGACCGGAGGUAGAAUUUCUAGUGAUAGAGGAGCAGCGGGAGGAGCUCCUGCACCUUCGUCUUCCAGUGGACCAUGCGGUCGUGUGCCGGAGCACAAGUACAUGUGGUCGCGAUUACGCGAGUACGCAAGCGUCGCAGAGCUCGAUCGGGAGAUACAGAGCUGCUAUCCGCAAGGCUGGGGAGGCGUAGAUAAGGAGGGCCGACCGAUCUACGUCGAGCGAAUCGGUAAAGCAGUGCCAGCAAAAGUAGCCGAGCUAUUUGACCAAGAGAAACUGGAGAUACUCGUCGGCCUCCAAAGCGAACACACAAGACAUCUCAAGUAUACUAGCUACUUAAAUUCAGCGAAGCUCUCUCUCUCAGCGAAUAAAACUUUCCAUUCAUCAGCUUAUUUUAUUUUAGAUUAAGCUUUCUUCACUCUGCCUUCUUAGGUACCUUGCUGUGUCUCGGAAAACGGGUCAGCCAAUCUUUGGGAAUACGUCAGUGGUCGAUCUUCGCGGCGUCUCAAUCAGUCUAGCACGGCAUCCAAUCGUGCGAAAGCUCAUCAAACUCAUGUCGAGGGUACCGUUGUUACACCAUACUAAAAAAAGGAAGUCCAAACAAAUUUAAGUUUGUUUACAUUGGAGGCAGAGUACCAGUCUCCUUGUUUUUGCUUCUUCAACACACAGAUUCGUUCUACCUUGAUCUAAGAGAAAACAUUGGUUUACUAUUUGCUCACCUUCCUAAGGUCUUCAAGCAUCAUCUUCCCCUUCUUCUUCUUCUUCCUCUUCCAUCUUCUACUUAUUUCAUCUAGGUGUAGCAUUCUUUCUUUCCAGUACUGUGCUCUCCGCUUCAAAGCUUAUUUCGCCAACUACAGGUAUGUUCCGAGAAUUUUCCAGAGUCUGCAGACAAGAUCAUUAUCGUCGGUGCUCCUUGGGGUUUCGAAACGGCCUGGAAUAUCCUUAAGGGCCUCCUAGAUCCAAGAACGGCUGAAAAGGUCAUUAUCAAGCGGAAGCAUGAAGACAUCUACCAGUAUAUCGACAAGAGCCAGCUGCCGGUACUACAUAUACGGAGUUAUGAGAGCAGAUUUGUGUUUAUAUAUAAGUAUUUUGAGGAUUUUUAAUUACGUACAACUACUUAUAAUGUGUUCAUCAUCUACUUGUUAAGGAUGGAGUACAGCAAAUGCAGAAGUUGAUACUCUGAAGAUGGAUUUGUAGUUGGAAUCAUCAUCCUUGGUUCUCAGGACUUUUUGGGCGGCUCAAUUGGGGAAGCACAGUAUCGAGAUGACUAUCACCCGGGGCAUCCUUGGGCAAGUGACGAGUUUCUGGAAGAAGUAUCGAGAAAAGGAACCUUGAAAGUGUGGGAGGAAGUCCUGGGCGCUGCAUCUUCUAUCACGACAGGGAAGGAUAGCAAGGACAACAGCAGCACCGUGAACAGUAGAACUUCUAAGCAAGGUGCAGGUGCUCCUCCUGGUGUGGUGUCGGUUUCCACCUCUGCUGGUACAAGUACAUCACAGCAAGCAACGAUUUCCACGUCAACGCCCCAACCAUCCACCUCCGGAGCCAUGCAGGCAGCAGCCUCCAAGCUGCCAAGAGUUUUCCGUACGUCCAGCCGCGAAAAUGCGAAAGUUUUCUCAGGCUUCGGGUCGACCUUCGGGGGAUCCAAACCUAGCAAGGAGACGAGUCGCAGCAAGGAAACAAUGCCUAGUACAUCCCAAUCCCGAGCAACUCCCAAUCCCCUCCUGCAGCCCAGAACAGAGGACUACAACAACGCCAAUAAUAACUCAGCGACCACUUAUAGUACCAAAGGAGCUUCCUCCAAGAUGAAAGCAAAAGGAGUUGGGGGAGAGUUGAGCGCAGUACUAGAAGCAGCUAGAAGUGGCGAUGCGCUGACGGAGGAUGCGAUGCCCUGUCCGGAAGGAUCUCCAGGUUUGCUGAGCAGCAAUGGGAAGAAUGGGGCGUCUACAGCAUCGUGCAGCACUACGAAUGGCGCGUCCACCUCAGAGGAGACGAGGAGUCCUGCGAUAUCCUGCGGUCACAGUAAACCGUCUUAUAUCGCGGAAGAGUUGGAUUACCUAGGAGAUGAAGCGGGUGUAGACGAUCCUAAAGGUGGAGGUAGAAAAGGUGUAGCAGGAGGCCUUCGUGGAAGGGGACGAGAAGGUGAAGCUGCAGACACAGACACAACUGGACGAAAGAUGUUAGUAGUAGAAGGACAACAAGAAGAUGAUGAAGAGAUUUCUAGUCCGCGUGCUGCUACGACAUCAACGGCAAUAAGUAAGGGGUUCUCCUCUUCUUCUUCAACAUCUUCUACUGCUGUGCUGCCCGAUUCCUGGGCUCUCAGUGACUUUUUUUCCUCUCUAUUCGCAUCAUCAUCUCCAUCCUCGCAAGAAGUACAAAUAAGGGACGAAACAACGUCAAAUAGAACCAGGACCUCCGCAGGAGACGGAGAGGGUCUGCUAUCUUCAACGAACGCCGAUAUAAUUAUAGAGAGGGACGUCGAGGAGAUUGGAAGCAAAGCCGAUAAAGACGUGUGCAUAGAGGGAGAGGAAGAAAUCGUGCGGACAGUUGCACAACCUACGCUGUGGAUUUUGUUCCAGACAUGCUCUCCUCUCCAGCUAGGCUCCUGUCGCCGCGUCCCGGCGUCGACUUGA
This is a messenger RNA of Amoebophrya sp. A25, 4027 nucleotides long. The record is from the annotation of a GenBank genome assembly. Lineage: Eukaryota; Dinophyceae; Syndiniales; Amoebophryaceae.